Molecule: messenger RNA, 1215 nt
Organism: Arabis nemorensis
Lineage: Eukaryota; Viridiplantae; Streptophyta; Magnoliopsida; Brassicales; Brassicaceae
Source: the annotation of a GenBank genome assembly
AUGGACACAAAGUCUCUGGCGAAAUCAAAGAGAGCUCAUACUCAACACCACAGCAAGAAAUCACAUUCGGUUCAUAAGCCAAAAGGCCCAGGAAGUUCAGAUAACUCCAGAAAUCCGGAGAAGCUACAAGGAAAUCAAACAACGGGUUUGAAAAUAAAGACUCCGAUUCAAUCUCGACGGAUAUCUGCACUCCCUUCGAAUUGGGAUCGGUAUGAUGAUGACGAUGAACUCGAUUUGGGUUUGGAAAAUGCGUCUGGGGAUUUGUCGAAAAGCCAAGCAGCGGAUGCGAUUCUGCCGAAAAGCAAAGGAGCAGAUUAUCUGCAUUUGAUAUCUGAAGCUCAAGCUGAGUCUCAAUCAAAGAUUGAGAACAAUUCAGAUUGUUUAUCGUCUCUAGAUGAUCUUUUGCACGAUGAGUUUAGUCGUGUAGUUGGAUCCAUGAUCUCGGCUAGAGGUGAAGGUAUACUUUCGUGGAUGGAAGAUGACAAUUUUGUUGUGGAAGAAGACGGAUCAGCUUCAAAUCAUGAGCCCGGGUUCCUCUCCUUGAAUUUAAAUGCUCUGGCAAAAACGCUAGAGAAAGUGGACUUGCACGAGAGACUCUACAUCGAAGCCGAUCUUUUGCCACCCGAGCGGUGUACAUCCCAAUCAAAACUGAGUCGCGAUGAAGAACCGUGUCUUUCACACACAGCCCAAAACGUGGAAGCUGUGAUAGCGAGGGAUAAUAAGCUGGUUCAACAAGAAUCCAGUGGAGAGAUUGGCCCAAUUGUUUCGCAAGGCGAGUCAUUAGUCGUGGAGGCUGAGUCGCUGGAUCAAGUUAAGGACAUACCAAUACAAACAGACCAGUCAGAGAAGUCUUCAGCAAUUGAAGCUGAUCUAGAUUUCCUCCUCAACUCCUUUGGUGAAGUGAAGACUCAGCCUAACUCAGUUUGCAGCAACUCGAGGACAUCCAAUCAGAAUCCUUGUGUUGAAAAAUCUUCAGCUUUUGAAACAGAGCUGGAUUCUCUUCUCAACUCUCAUAACGGCGCAAAAUCAUUCAACAAGCCAGUGAAGCCAUCUAAUCACAAGCUUCAGACGGCAGGUUUCCAUGAUGUGCUUGAUGAUUUGCUCGAAAGUACUUCAGUGUCGAUAAAACCACAGCAGGACCAGACCUCCUCCUCGUCCUCGGUAGGAAAAUCCAAAGUUUUAGAUGAGUUUGAUUCCUGGUUAGACACGAUUUGA